AGCCGUGCGCGCCAAAGCCGUGCGCCAUGCCGCUGGAUCACCGGCGAGUGCCGGGCCCGGAGGAGUCGCAGUCGCCGCUGCUGUACGUGCCCGGCGGCCAGAAGGCGAGCGGCGAGGUGGCCCAAGCCAACCGGGACCCCUCGGCCCUGCAGCCGCUCUUCGCCCGCGUGGGGCUGCUGAGCCAAGCCAAAGGCUCGGCCUACGUGGAGCUGGACGGAGGCACCAAGGUCCUCUGCUCCGUGGCCGGGCCGCGUGAAGUGGGCGGUGGCGGCGGCGGCGCGUCCGGCGCUCCGUCCGAACAGCGGGUCCGGCUGGUGUGCGACUUUCGCCGGGCGCCUUUCUCCGGCCGCGGCGCCCGCAGCCGCCCCGGCGAGAAGGAACCCGAGCUGGCCCUGGCGAUGCAGGAGGCGCUGGAGCCGGCCGUGCGCGUGGCGCGCUACCCGAGGGCGCAGCUGGAGGUGAGCGCGCUGCUCCUGCAGGACGGCGGCUCUUCCUUGGCCGCCGCCCUUUGCGCCGCCGGGCUGGCUCUGGCCGACGCCGGCAUCGAGCUCUACGACCUGGUGGCGGCUUGCGCGCUCAGCCGGCAGGCCGGGCCGUCGGGGCCCGAGUGGCGGCUUCAGCCCACCGAGCCCGAGGAGCGCGCCGCCUCCGCCCGCCUCACCGUGGCGCUCCUGCCUUCCCUCAACCAGGUCUCCGGCCUGCUGGGCAGCGGCGACGGCGGGCAGGCCGACAGCUGGGCUCAAGCCCUCCGCCUGGGCCUCGACGGCUGCCAGCGCCUUUACCCGCUGCUGCGCCAGAGCCUCCUGCGCGCCGCCAAGCGCCGGGCGCCAGAGCCGCAGGAGCCCGCGGAGAUGGACACGGAGGAGACCCCCGCGGGGACGGCUUGACAUUCGCCCUCGGGGCUUUUCCACGCAGGAUCGUGCACGUCGGACUUCGAUGAUGGAGAGGGAUGUGGAGCCAGAGACCUGCCUGAUCCCCGUCGGACUUAAUUUGGAAACUUUGUUCCCACCCUCCGCUUUGGAAGAUGGGGUGAUGGUGCCCUGGAACCUCAAAAGCUGUGGCUGUUUUGACUCUAAUUUUGCACCCUUGACUUUGCUUUUCUAAGUUGUGUAACCUGCGGCGUCUCCUGAACCCACAACCGGCGUCUCCUGAACCCACAACCGAUGCCCUGUUUUCCUGCUGAAAUAUGACUGUGGGCGAGAUGAGAGAUUGUUGGUCCUGCGGAAGUGGCCUCUUGAACCCUGUUUGUUGAUGUGAUCUUUUGGGAGACUUGGGGAGUUUCUUGCAAGUUUAGGUUCAGUUGAAGUGAUGGCCAAGUUUUCACCAGAAACCACAAUUCAAUUCAAUUUAUUACAUUUAUAUGCUGCCCUUUUCCCCCCCGAAGGGGACUCAGGGCGGCUCACAACU
Molecule: messenger RNA, 1407 nt
Organism: Thamnophis elegans (Western terrestrial garter snake)
Lineage: Eukaryota; Metazoa; Chordata; Lepidosauria; Squamata; Natricidae
Gene: EXOSC6
Product: exosome component 6
Exons: 1
Coding region: 27-887 (286 amino acids)
Biological process (GO): nuclear mRNA surveillance; U4 snRNA 3'-end processing; rRNA catabolic process
Cellular component (GO): cytoplasmic exosome (RNase complex); nucleolus; nuclear exosome (RNase complex)
Source: RefSeq, a predicted model, not a curated record